This is a messenger RNA of Sphaeroforma arctica JP610, 2585 nucleotides long. Its product is annotated as heat shock protein 90. Lineage: Eukaryota; Ichthyosporea; Ichthyophonida. Gene Ontology annotation, biological process: protein folding; cellular response to heat; protein stabilization. The coding region runs from base 78 to 2204 and encodes 708 amino acids. Gene Ontology annotation, cellular component: cytosol; plasma membrane; perinuclear region of cytoplasm. Gene Ontology annotation, molecular function: ATP hydrolysis activity; ATP-dependent protein folding chaperone; ATP binding. The transcript is spliced from 2 exons. The record is from RefSeq and is a predicted model, not a curated record.
GAACGAGUCAUGUUUCACAUUCGCCAUAUUUUGUAUCUAUCGUACUUUACCACUAUAUAUAAUACAUAUACAUCAAUAUGGCUGAAGCACCUAAGAAGGAGACCUUCGCCUUCCAGGCUGAGAUCGCUCAGUUGAUGAGUCUGAUCGUCAAUACUUUCUACUCAAACAAGGAGAUUUUCCUGCGUGAGUUGAUUUCCAAUAGUUCUGAUGCUUUGGACAAGAUUCGUUAUGAAUCUCUUACAGACCCCACCAAGCUCGAGGCGGAGAAGGAUCUUAAGGUUGAGAUCAUCCCCGAUGCCGCUGCUGGUACACUUACCAUUAUCGAUACAGGUAUUGGUAUGACCAAGGCUGAUCUAGUAAACAACCUGGGUACCAUUGCCAAGUCCGGGACCAAGGGUUUCAUGGAGGCAUUGACUGCUGGUGCCGACAUCAGUAUGAUCGGACAAUUCGGUGUAGGUUUCUAUUCCGCAUACCUGGUUGCCGACCGUGUAGUUGUGCGAUCAAAGCACAAUGACGACGAGGAGUACAUCUGGGAGUCUACUGCUGGUGGUUCGUUCACCGUAGAGGUAGCUGAGGAGCCCCGCCUAACCCGCGGUACCGAGAUGGUACUGUACCUAAAGGAGGACCAGACCGAGUUCGCUGAGGAGAAGAAGAUCAAGGAGAUCGUCAAGAAGCACUCCGAGUUCAUUGGAUACCCCAUCCGCCUGCAGGUGCAGAAGGAGAAGGAUGUCGAUGUUGAGGAGCCUGAAGAGGAGAAGAAGGACGAUGAGGACGAGACCAAGGUAGAGGAGGUCGAUGAAGAGGAGGAAAAGAAGGAAAAGAAGACCGAGAAGGUCACUUACAAUGAGAUGGAGGAGCUUAACACUAACAAGCCCAUCUGGACCCGAUCCCCCGAGACUGUGACCAAGGAGGAGUACGCCAGUUUCUACAAGAGUCUAACCAACGAUUGGGAGGACCACUUGGCCGUAAAGCACUUCGCUGUCGAAGGACAGUUGGAGUUCAAGGCUAUUCUUUUCGUCCCCAAGCGUGCACCAUUCGAUAUGUUCGAGAACCGAAAGAAGCCAAACAACGUAAAGUUAUACGUACGCCGUGUGUUUAUUAUGGACAACUGCGAGGAAAUCAUCCCCGAGUACCUAUCUUUCGUCAAGGGCGUUGUUGAUUCCGAGGAUCUUCCUCUUAACAUUUCACGCGAGACUCUACAACAGUCCAAGAUCCUUAAAGUCAUUCGCAAGAACAUUGUCAAGAAGGUACUUGAGAUGUUGAACGAGAUUGCCGAGGACAAGGACUCAUACAAGACUCUAUGGGAGCAGUUCGCCAAGAACAUCAAGCUCGGUGUACACGAGGAUUCCACCAACCGAAGCAAGCUUGCUGAGCUUCUUCGUUACUCUUCAUCCAAGUCUGGUGAGGAGAUGACCUCUCUAAAGGACUAUGUCACACGCAUGCCUGAGCAUCAGAAGGAUAUUUUCUACAUCACUGGAGAGUCUAAGGCUGUUGUGUCCACUUCUCCCUUCGUGGAGAAGGUCAAGAGAAAGGGAUUGGAGGUUCUAUACAUGACUGACCCCAUUGAUGAGUACUCUGUACAGCAGUUGAAGGAGUACGAGGGUAAGAAACUCGUGUCUGUGACCAAGGAGGGACUAGAUCUUGGUGAGGAUGAGGAAGAGAAGAAGAAGCAGGAGGAUGACAAGGCUGCUUACGAAGGUCUGUGCAAGACCAUCAAAGAGGUUCUUGACGAGAAGGUUGAGAAGGUUGUUGUUUCCAACCGAUUGGUAGACGCCCCAUGCUGUCUGGUUACUGGUCAGUUUGGAUGGUCUGCCAAUAUGGAGCGCAUCAUGAAGGCACAGGCUCUGCGUGAUUCUACCAUGGCGACCUACAUGGCUUCUAAGAAGACUAUGGAGAUCAAUCCCGACCACGCCAUCGUCAAGGCUCUUAGGGAGAAGUGUGCGUCCGAUUCCGGAGACAAGACCGUGAAGGAUCUAGUGUGGCUUCUAUACGAGACCGCUCUGUUGACCUCUGGUUUCAACUUGGACGAGCCCACGACUUUCGCUGACCGAAUCCAUCGUAUGAUCAAGCUUGGUCUACAGGGACUUGGUGUAUCGGUUGAGGAUGAUGCGCCUGCUGGAGAGGCUGAUGAGGAUGACAUGCCUGAUCUUGAGGACGACCAUGCUGAUCAAGAGGAUGCCUCAAAGAUGGAGGAAGUUGAUUAAAUAAGCCGCCUCUCCUUGGUGAACAGUGCAAACUCCGAUUACGAUUGAUUACUUUAGAAAGAGAUGAAAGCUCGAUGUGCUUGGAUUUAGCCUUGGACGUCUGGUACGCCUUCAGAAUAUAUAAGCAGAACGAUGCCCCGAAGAACCUAUUAAGAUAUAUGCUAAUCUAAAUGUAGGCAAAGUGGUACCUGUUUAUGGCAACUUGUAUAAAGAGCCUGAAAGAAGGUGCUUUACUUCGGUCUACAUUGUCAUGUACCGUUUAGAGAACACCGAUGUAAUAAAAACACAGAAUAGUAUAAUAUACAUUGUCUCGAAUGUAUGAACGUAUUCGUGGCGUUGAAUGUCAUAGUUGUUGUGCCGAGUAUUUUCAUACCGACUUUC